AUGUCCUCCACCAUAGUGCUCAUCACAGGCGCCAAUCGAGGCAUCGGUCUUGGCCUUACCGAGCGCUUUCUGGCAAAGCCCUCGCACACUGUCAUCGCCGCAGUGCGCAACCCGGAGCACGCGACCGCGCAUGCGCUCCAAAACCUGCCCAAGGGUUCCGACAGCCAGCUCAUUGUCGUAAAGCUCGACGCAAGCAUCGAGCAGGACGCGCAUGAUGCCGUCGCCGAGCUGCAGCAGAAGCACCAAAUCCAUCACCUCGACAUUGUGAUUGCGAACGCCGGCAUCAGCUACAUCUUGCCCACUGUCGCAGAAGUCAAGAUUGCGGACAUCAGGGCGCACAUGGAACCCAACGUCUAUGGCGUGAUAGCGCUAUACCAGGCGACGCGCCAACUCCUGAAGAAGUCGACGCGCGAGCCGAUCUUCCUGCCUAUGGGCUCGUCGGCGGGGUUGUUGGU
Molecule: messenger RNA, 455 nt
Organism: Alternaria ventricosa
Lineage: Eukaryota; Fungi; Ascomycota; Dothideomycetes; Pleosporales; Pleosporaceae
Exons: 1
Source: RefSeq, a predicted model, not a curated record